Messenger RNA from Psilocybe cubensis, 1545 nucleotides. RefSeq lists its product as uncharacterized. Gene Ontology annotation, cellular component: membrane. Lineage: Eukaryota; Fungi; Basidiomycota; Agaricomycetes; Agaricales; Agrocybaceae. The coding region runs from base 1 to 1545 and encodes 514 amino acids. The record is from RefSeq and is a predicted model, not a curated record. The transcript is spliced from 13 exons.
AUGUCCCUUCGAAACCUCCAAUCUUCUCUUUCCAAAAAUCAGGAAAAUAUACACACCAACAGGUCAUAUGUUUCCAACGACGAUGAACUCCAAACCUCACCACCUCCUUCCAUUGACUCCUUGGCACCUACUUUUGCACCUGAACCACCUUGUUUACCAUAUACACAUUCGAAGGAAGACUUGCGCAAUUCUCCGUCUCCUUCUUCCAGUAAACCUUGUACCAUCGUCGACAACGGCAAAAUAUCCAUUACGACUGAUUCUUCUGAAGGGAAUUCUUCAUCACCACCAGAUCGUUUAAAAUGGCGUUUAGCAAGUGGGUUUUUUGCAUACUUUAUGUGCGGCUGGGGCGAUGGUGACUUUAUGGCCGAUUAUCAUAUCACUUUCAUGAUGUCCUCCUUACUAUAUGCUGCGACUACUGUCGGGUUCAUAGUUGGAACUAUGUUGGUGGAGUCAAUUAUAAACCAACUUGGCCGCUUUCGUCUUGUUGCGGACCAUUCAUCCUGGAUUCCAGCCAUACAAUUGCUCAAGACAAAGCAAAGUGAUAAUGAAAUAGGUUACUCUCCCUCUCAAGCCCGUCAUAUAUCAUUACUAGUUUCGAGCAUUUUGCAUGGGAUGUUCUUCGUUAUGAUGGGAUCAAGAGGAGGUUUCUGGGCGGCUUUCGGUGCCUACGCUGUUGCCGCUUUUGCGAGGUCUGUCUUGACAGCUUCAUUAAACGGUUAUUUCGCAGAAGGGCCAAAGCAAUCGCUUGGAUAUGCUUUUGGUUUGUGGAGUUUAGGAAGUGUUGCAUCUCCUUUGCUUUGCCAGUCCCUCAUCGCGGUCAACGUGCCUUGGUUUAAUUUCUAUCUUGGUUCUCUAGUGCUAUCAGCUGUUAAUGUGGUCUUCCUGGUCACAACUUUUAAGCCAACGCUCCGUGAGCAUUUGCAUGACCGUCAGAAUGCAAUUAUGCUCGCAGCGAAAUGCGAUAAUAAGGACACCUGGGUAGCAAAUAAAAACAAGGAACAUUUUACUUCGGAAUCUCGAUCUGAAAACGUCGCAAGCAACAAAAAAGGCACGAAUCCAACCCUUUCAAGCGCCCUAAAGAUGAAGUUCCAGUGGGCAAUUUGUUUGUUCUCAUUACUCUACUACGGAUGUGAAACAUCGACGUCAGGAUUUAUUGUGUCAUAUCUACUGGAUAUCAGAAACGCUAAUCCAAAGACUGUUGGAUACGUCUCAUCUGGUUUCUGGGGUGGCAUCACUAUCGGACGGUUUGUUUGGGGACAUGUAACCCCAAAUAUCAUCGGUUUGGUUUACGGACCUGUCUUCCCGGCCUCUUUGACACUCGCCAAUGAUAUUCUACCUCUUGAGGUCCGGAUAAUCAGUAUGGCGCUAAUUUCUGCGGCUGCCAGUUUGGGAUCAGCCUUGUUCCCAUUUGUUGCUGGAACAAUAUUGAGCAUUCAAGGAAUCCAUACUUUGACAUAUUUCACCGUCCCUCUCGCUGGCGCCCUUACUUUUCUCUGGGCCCUAUUUCCAUCCAAACCACCCUCUCGUCCCGAGACAUCUGUCUGA